Molecule: messenger RNA, 1573 nt
Organism: Triticum urartu
Lineage: Eukaryota; Viridiplantae; Streptophyta; Magnoliopsida; Poales; Poaceae
Molecular function (GO): ADP binding
Source: RefSeq, a predicted model, not a curated record
AUGUUUAAUAUACUGAAGGAUGGCAUGUUGGUUUGUUUGUCCAGAUGUUGAUCGCUUUCACAUCUUUCGAGGCCAUUUUCAUUAUCGAAAGGUUUGAUGAUUGGGCAGGAACAAAGUCGUUUGAAUCAACAAGCUACUGGUUAUGGGCAGCAGGAUUUUACGUUCUUGCAAGAGUAGAAGAGGUUGCAGACAAACCAAUUUAUACGUGGACACUUCAUAUUGUCAGCGGGCAUACUCUUGGUCAUUUAUGUGCUGCAAUGGUGCCUCUUUGUUUUAUUCUCAUGUUAGUGAAAAGGACAAGGCCAAUUCAACCAGAAAGACACAUGAUUGUGCAUCAUCAAUUAAAGCUUGCUUUCAUGGUCUGCUUAUUGGUGCCCAAGAUGAUCUACCUAUGGAUGCCCAAGUUACAGGUUAGUGCCAUAAUGUAUGAAAUCAGCAUUUUGAUGUGGGAGUUCAGUGCUCGUUAUGUGGCUAAUCAGGCAAAUACCUCUGAGGAGCGAGGAAUGUUAGAAACCCCAAUUCGUGCUCGGCAAAUAGUGCCUCGUAUUCGCGGCAUUUAUGGGAUGGACAUUUAUAAGAAUAAGGUCUUAGAAUUCUUACAAAGUGAACGAUCGGAUGAGUCUAUAUUUGGAUUAUGGGGCACGUCGGGUGUUGGCAAGACACGGCUUCUUUCACUCAUCGCUGAUAGCUAUGCUGAUUCAUUUCGUCAUGUCAUAUUUCUUGAUGGUGGCAGUAGCGUGAGAGUUAUGCAAAAUCAUUUCGCAUAUUUUUUGAAAUUGGAUUGGGAGGCAAUCUCAUUGUUAGAGGAGCAUUACCGAGCUAAAAUCAUCAUGGAGUACCUAGAGCAUGUCAGUUUUUUGGUUCUGUUAGACGAUGUGCAAGAUGAAGUCUACCCAGAUUUGACAGCUGUUGGUUUGCCGAUGGCUCUUGGGCAUCGGCAAAAGGUUAUUCUUACGUCGAGGAGUCAGGUAGUAUGUGCUCGCAUGGGAUGCACCAUAUCAAACACUCUGGAGAUGAAGUGUCUCGGGGAUGAAGAUGCUUGGAGUCUUUUCGAGUAUAAUGCGGGAGUUAAAAUCACAGAAGCUGAUAAUGAAAUUUGUGAAUAUGCAAAACAGAUGGUUUCAGCAUGUGGAGGGUUGCCUAGAGCCAUAUGUGCUAUUGGCAUAGGCGUAGCCGGAGCCACUUGCAGGGGAAAACAUCCAGAUGAUUGGUGGUUUACCUACAAGCGUUUCAAGGGUAAAAAUCUGCCACCAGAACGAAUGGAAGAAAUAGUCCCUGUUCUGGUUUAGGCAACUUGUGCGUGGCUCCUGGGAGCUGUGGAGACAUGGUUGGACUUCAUUACUUGUUGCUGCCACAAUGCAGUGUUGGAAGAGAGUCCAGAUGGCGGCGGUUUGAUGCUUACCUGUGAAUAUGGUGUGAUAUGUUUGAUGAUAAUACUUUCUAGUAUGUGUUUUCUUGACUUGUCAGUCUUCUGAUGCGUAAACACAGAGCAGAACACCUUCAUGCUCCUUAAGCACUCCGGACAGUUGGCCUUUUAAAAAUUGUAUUAUAUAAUUGGGGCCGUCCGAUCUCC